UCCGGGAAUCGUUUGUUUAUUGGUGUACACAUUGGUGGUGACGUCACUACGAACAUGGCGCUGGGGUCGGUCAGGAAUUGUUUCGCGUCCUUUGCGUUUGUCGGCAGAAGCUUGACGUCGCCGGAGAUUACAACUGUUUGCUGCUACCACAAAAAAGUGGUGGAUCAUUAUGAAAACCCAAGAAAUGUUGGCUCUCUGGAUAAGAAGGCGAAGAAUGUGGGGACUGGUUUAGUAGGAGCUCCUGCCUGUGGGGAUGUCAUGAAACUUCAGAUUCAGGUUGAUGAGGAGGGAAAGAUAGUGGAUGCCAGGUUCAAAACGUUUGGUUGUGGAUCAGCAAUCGCUUCAAGUUCCCUGGCCACAGAAUGGGUUAAAGGCAAAUCGGUUGCUGAAGCUAUGGAAAUUAAGAACACCGAUAUCGCCAAGGAACUGUGUCUUCCACCGGUAAAGCUUCAUUGCUCUAUGCUUGCAGAGGAUGCCAUCAAGGCAGCGCUGGCGGACUACAAACUAAAACAGAAGGAUGAGAAGAAAGUGUUGAAGGCUAAUAAUUAAACCGCAUAAUUAAUCUCGAGAGCAAGCAAAUGCUUUAACAUCUUUGCAUCUUUAAGCCCAUGCUGUGCUCCCCAAAACCAAACAUAUCCUUAAAGUAACAUUAUCCUUCUGUACUACUGCUGAGUGUGUGUAACCUCUGCUGAGGAGUUUCAGAUGUUUGCAUUGUCAUGAUUGCUGUGGUGUUGAGAGGAAGCUUUUAUUGUUUUUUGGAUUGAUAUGUGAAAAUGUGGUUGGUUUCUUGAUGUCUUUCUGAAUCACGCACAAAGAUGGAGGCAUUCCUCUGUUUUGUUUUUUUGUUUUAUUAUUAUUAUUAUUAUUAUUAUUAUUAUUAUUAAUCCAUGGAGCGAAACAGCAGGGAUUCAGCAAAACCAAAAAAAUAUGAGCUGUUUAGUGUUAGUACACUUGUAACUUAGAAAAGCAUUUCACCGUUUUUGUCCUCAGGCACUCAAUGAACAUCACAACAGAACACAUCUCUUAAUAAUAACACAUUGAAUGAGGCCAGAGGCAGUUUGUUAAAAAAUGUAUAUUUGUUUAUGUUAAAUGUCCUGUAAAAAUGGCAAUUAUUAAUAUACGCACAACUAAACAAAAUAAUUAAAUGCUGUAUUCUACUAUUAAAGCUUAAACAAAUUAUAAAAACAA
Messenger RNA from Tachysurus fulvidraco (yellow catfish), 1188 nucleotides. It is a transcript of the gene iscua, whose product is annotated as iron-sulfur cluster assembly enzyme. NCBI's taxonomy places the organism in Eukaryota, Metazoa, Chordata, Actinopteri, Siluriformes, Bagridae. The coding region runs from base 55 to 549 and encodes 164 amino acids. Gene Ontology annotation, cellular component: cytoplasm; mitochondrial matrix. The record is from RefSeq and is a predicted model, not a curated record. Gene Ontology annotation, molecular function: ferrous iron binding; 2 iron, 2 sulfur cluster binding. Gene Ontology annotation, biological process: iron-sulfur cluster assembly; intracellular iron ion homeostasis. The transcript has 5 exons.